AGCGCCGCCCGCAGGACGCUCCAGGAUGCUGAUGCAGCUGCCGCCAUCGGGGCUGGUCCAUCAUGCCAGGAAGGUGAUCCAUGAGGGGCCGCCGUCCCACUACCAGAUGCAGGAGUUCGCUCGGAAGAACGCCGCCAACUUCCUGUCCCUGGUCAACCUACUGAUGGGCCUCAGCUCCAUCCUCUGCAACCUGAACGGGUACCGCCAGUGGUCAUGCUGGCUCCUUCUCAUGGGUUUCAUGUUGGACCUGGCGGAUGGCGCCGUGGCACGACAGCUAAACACGUGCUCGGCUCUGGGGGCGAAGUUGGACGACUUUGCGGAUUUCACUUCGUUCGGCUUGGCCACGGCGCUGCUGCUGCACGGGAAUGGCGCGAUGGACGAGGUGCUGGUAAUGGUGUACGUUCUGGCUGUCUUCACACGGCUGUGCUUCUAUGCCAGUGGAAUUCCCUUCAUGUACCGCGGCCUGCCCUGUCCAUACGCCUCCGCCAUCUUGUCCUGUGCCUCUCUCCUGACUGGUGGGCACCCCCUAGUACUGCGCGCUAUAGCCGUCGUCAUGAUCCUCUUUAUGAUCGAUCAGGGGAUCUACCCGCAUGACAAGAUCCUGGAAUCCCAGGCAUGGAAGAAGAUGGUGUUUGCAGGAGGUGUGUUCAUGGUGCUUUGCUCCUUCACCCCCCUGGCAUGUUUGUACCACUUGGUAUGGUCCAUGUCAUACAUCCUCUUCCCGGAGGCCUUGUGGAAUUUUAAGGUGUGAUGGCGGCACUGUGACCUCCGUUGGAGUUGGUUUUGCAGUGAGGACGGUGCUGUGAU
Molecule: messenger RNA, 807 nt
Organism: Nanorana parkeri
Lineage: Eukaryota; Metazoa; Chordata; Amphibia; Anura; Dicroglossidae
Gene: TMEM269
Product: CDP-diacylglycerol--serine O-phosphatidyltransferase
Exons: 6
Coding region: 26-751 (241 amino acids)
Biological process (GO): phospholipid biosynthetic process
Cellular component (GO): membrane
Molecular function (GO): phosphotransferase activity, for other substituted phosphate groups
Source: RefSeq, a predicted model, not a curated record